UUGGCAAGUUGACAAGGUGUGUCUGUGGAAGUCUGUUUCUGUCCAUUUUCACUCUCCCAAGCGUUCAGUUUGAGACUUUAAAACGUCACAACUUCGGAAAAUGGACAUGAUAAAGUUCUGGAAAUGAUCUGUAGGCAUAUAAUACCCACAGCACAAAUAUCUGCCAUGAACGCUGCUGUCCUGCUGGUGUCCAUUCUAGUUUGGACAUUCAUGAUUGUCGGUAAUGAUAGCCGUGACUGCGGUGUGAGCUGUAAUAAUGUGACUGGAACUGUGGGAAAUGAAGUGAUUUUCAACUGCAGCAUCUCUGAACAGAAGACAGGCUGUUUUACAGUGUAUAAGUUUCAGUAUCCUGAGAAAUAUAAUGACUCCGUAAUCUGUGGACAGUUUUCUCAUGGCUGUGAAAAGAUGCACAUCUUCACAUGCAGAUACACUCCAGAUACAGCAAUGAAGGAAACAUUCAGAUUCUAUGUGCAUGGUGGUCGAAAUUGCGCAGAAAGUAAAGAUUUCACAGUGGAGAUAUCAGAUUUCUGCAGUGUGAGCUGUAAUAAUGUGACUGGAACUGUGGGAAAUGAAGUCACUCUGACCUGCAGCAUCCCUCAACAGUGCACUGAAUGCUGCAUUCAACUGUAUAAGUUUCAGCAUCCAACAAUCUAUGAUUACUCAGUAAUCUGUAGACAAGAGUUUCCUAAAGAUGUCUGUGAACAGAGAACCAGCUUCACAUGCAGAUACACUCCAGAUACAGCAAUGAAGAAAACAUUCACAUUCAUAUCCCAAACAUUGUGCCGAGUGAAAAGAUCAGAAUUCACUGUGGAGAUAUCAGGUCCCAGUGAAACACGAACUGACACUGAAUCAGCUGACAUAAAAGAUCAUGGAUCAAAACCCUCCAUUGUGGCUGGUAUGAGCUGUUCCAUCAUCAUCAUCAUUUUUCUCAUAGCGGCCUUCGUUUAUGUCAAAUGUUUUAAAAGCACCAACACUGCUGGACUUCAGAUGACAGAAAGAGGUGCAGAACAAGCCCUGAUGACAACAAAUGAUUUGUAA
Danio aesculapii is the source of this 1038-nucleotide messenger RNA. RefSeq lists its product as uncharacterized. Bases 124 to 1038 code for a protein of 304 amino acids. The record is from RefSeq and is a predicted model, not a curated record. Lineage: Eukaryota; Metazoa; Chordata; Actinopteri; Cypriniformes; Danionidae. The transcript has 6 exons.